CGGUCUUGGAAGAUGCUAAAACACUCUUGGAGCCAGGCACAUCUUUCAAUACCUUCCCAGCAAGAGCUCUUGAGUAUCAAGAAAUUCUUGAUUUUCCCAGACCCCUCACGGUAAUCGUUCGAAGGCAUUAUUGUCGAAGAAUUUCGAGUCUCGCAGGAGUCAACAAAUCGCGCUAAGACGACAUCCAGAUCCAGGGAACGAUCGACCGACCGAUUGGAAGGCGCCAAAUUUAACGUGACAGACUAAAGUAUCAAAUUUAGGAAGGUACCACUGGUCAGGAAAAGAUUCAACAUGGUUAAAAGCUUCUUCUUGGAGAGGGACGACAACUCUGAAGGUCAAGAGAUGGAGCCAGAUGAAAAGACCAAGAUGACGGUCAACGGUUGCCCAGUCGGUGAGGAAGAGGAGAAUCCCGAAGAACAGGUCAAAAUUGAAGUCGAGAUUGAAGAAGGACGAGAGCAAUGGGGAAGAAAGGUCGAAUUCUUUCUGGCUUGCAUUGGCUAUGCUGUUGGUCUGGGAAAUGUGUGGCGAUUUCCGUACUUGUGCUUCAAGAAUGGUGGCGGUGCCUUCCUUGUUCCGUACGUGAUCAUGUUAUUCUUAUGUGGAAUGCCUCUCUUCUUCAUGGAGCUGUCGCUUGGCCAGUACAUCGCUCUUGGGCCAGUAACAUCAUGGGCCGCUAUUUGUCCUCUCGCUAAAGGUGUAGGAUUCGCCAUGUUGGUAGUCUCAUUCUUAUGUUGUGUGUAUUACAAUGUCAUCAUUGCAUGGUGUCUGUACUACCUUUACGAGUCCUUUACCACAGAAGUACCUUGGAAAAACUGCGGCAAUUCGUGGAACACUGACAAAUGCCAAAGAGGAAAACUCUCUGGCGUUGCUAAUGGCAAUAACACCAACACGACAUGCGCAGCAGUAGCAGCUAAUUUCACCUCCAACUGCACGGUCACCCCGAAGGAUAUCAUUUCACCGAGCAAGGAAUUCUGGGAACGUUAUGUGCUGAGAAUUACUGACUCAAUUGAUGAUUUUGGUGAAGUGAGAUGGCAACUUGUGCUGUGCCUAUUUCUUGCCUGGAUUCUCGUCUACUUCUGUUUAUGGAAAGGUAUCAAGUCCUCGGGAAAAGUCGUCUAUUUUACUGCCACCUUUCCUUACGUCGUCUUAGUGAUUCUCCUGAUUCGCGGUGUAACUCUCCCUGGUGCUUCGAAAGGUCUUAUAUUUUAUCUCAAACCAGACUUUUCCAAGCUUGGCGAUGCAAUUGUGUGGGUGGAUGCGGCUACACAGAUCUUCUACUCGCUCGGCAUCGGGUUUGGCUCACUGAUUGCCAUGGGAAGCUAUAAUAAGUUCCAUAACAACUGCUUCAAAGACGCAAUGAUCGUUUCCUUGAUUAACUGCAGCACAAGCGUCUUCGCUGGCUUGGUCAUCUUCAGCGUUCUGGGUUUCAUGGCAGAGGUACUGGGAAAGGAAGUACAAGAUGUCGCUACUUCAGGACCGGGUCUAGCCUUCGUUGUCUACCCUGAAGGAAUUGCGCAGAUGCCAAUCUCUCCACUUUGGGCUAUCUGUUUCUUCUUCAUGUUGAUCACCCUGGGUCUUGAUACUCAGUUUGCCAUGUUUGAAGCAGUCACCACAGGACUGGGAGACGAGUAUGGUAAAUACCUUAAGAAUCACAUGGAAUUGUUCAUCGCCUUCUUGUGCUUCUGUUGUUUUAUCCUUGGUUUGCCGAUGGUCUCGCAGAGUGGAGGCUUCAUACUGAAUCUUUACGUCUGGCAGUCCGGAGGCAUCUCGUUGGUAUUUUUGGCUUUCUUUGAAGUGGUGGUGGUCGCUUGGUUCUACGGCGCAGACCGAUUUGCGAAGGAUAUUGAGCUGAUGAUUGGAUAUAAGAUCUGGGCCUGGUGGCCGCUAGCAUGGAAAUACUUCACACCUACUGUUAUUCUUAUGCUAUUUUUCGCGAGCAUAGCACAGUGGAAAGGAGUCUCGUACGGUACCUAUCAGUACCCCCCUUGGGCAGAGUUUGUCGGCUGGGUCAUGGCUUUAGCUUCAAUGUUGUGGAUUCCAGGAGUAGCUAUCUACAAGAUCUGCCGUGCAGAGGGUUCCUUCUCCGACAGAAUACGCAGCCUAUCGCGAGCCGACAGUGAUCGCAUGGAGAAGAUAGAGCUAAGAGAAGGUUUACCAAAGAGGCAUGAAGUCGUAAAUAUCUAAGCAAGACUUAUUUGGGGUCAUUUUUGUUUUUGUGUGUGUUUUGUUUUAUUUUUUGUUUUUGUUGAAAGACAGACACUGACAAAUCACGUGAACCAUGCACACCUGACAAGAAACAUUCCUUUGUCCAUUUUUGGUAUCCAAUAUGGCGGAGGUAGAGCAUGUGACCUGUUUAGUGCUUUGUGCAUUUUGGGUUUUAUACUAUUUAACUAUAAUAACAAGACUACAAACAUAAUAUAAUGGAAUAUUCGAUAGAAUUUUGAUUUCCCAUUCGUACGAAGCAAAAUAUCAUAAUUCGUAGAAAUAGUAGGUUUUUAAUCUCAGACGCUCUUAAAGACUGAUCAAAACCUGAUUCRCCACAAAGGCAAAGUCAGAUCAUAAAUAUCCUGGAGAAUCAAACCAUCUAGAAUGAUUGCAUUCUUUUUUUCUUUCCUUAAAGUUCGACUAUCAUAGGCCAUGUAAACUGAAAUAAAUUGUGUGACGAACGUCUCUUGACCAGUCCUCCACGGUUUAGCUCCUUUUCUCAGGGUCAUGUGAUCUUAAGUGGAAGCCCCCAAUUGGUUGGUGAAAACCUCUAAACCAGUUCUGCAAUGUCUAACUUCUGUUCCUUAUACCCAGUCAACCUCAGUGUGCAAUAUUACUCUUGCCUAGUCCUUCACGGGCUUAGCCCUUGUUUUACGACGGGGGAGGGAUGGGAGUCAACUGCUGUAACCUCUUAUAAUUUGUUUUUCGCUCUUUGAAACAGCUGGCUGUACAAUAUCAUAGAAUGUAGUGGUAGUGCGUGUGGAGGGAACCUCAGGGAAGAGCCCCGCAUGGGGAGUGGUGGUGGUUAUAAAUACAUAUGGAUUUUGAUUGAAAUAAAUUACAGCUUUAGCGCUAAAAAAUAGCGAGGUUACAGCACCAUUAAUCCAAAAUGGCGGUUAUGACAUCACAUGAUCCUCAAAAAUUMAAAAAAAAAAGGGCCAGCCUCUUGCAUGUUAACGAAAUGCAUGAUGGUCUAUCUUUAGGGAAUUUCAAGGUUCAUUAUGGCGCUGCGCAUGUCAGCACCAUCGGUGAAUACCCCUUAGGGCUGAUCAGUUAGCUUCAUUGGAACUAUUUCUUUGCAAGUUUUUUCAAUGUAUAUUGUAUCUUGAAAAAUCUAGGAGUAGGUUUUAUGAUGACUUUGUAUGUAGAAAGCUGGUCCAAGAAAUGUGGGAUCGACUCAAUUUCCAUUGACCAUGUAUUUGCGCAUGCUCACAACGAAUGCUCGUCCUUUUUCGUGCAAAAAUCAAUUAUUAUAAUUCAGGUUGUUUCCAGGAAUCGAACCAAGAUCGAUAUCAUAAGCGAACAUUUCAUUAGUUAGACAGUAUAACAAAUAUAAAUUUUAAAUUGGGAUAGUUUGGGAAAAGUGAUAAUAAGAUAAGGUAUGUUGCGUAUUAAAUAUAGACCGAUUUCUCAUGGUUGCGUGCGCAUCCAAAUUAAAAAAUUGACGGCCACGAUACCAGAACAGGAAUUUUAUGAUGAGUAUUAUCCUGGAUUAUGAUUUUUUUCCGAUAAGAAUUCAUAAAAUCGAUUAUUCUCCUCUUUAAAUAUAAAACUGGCUUCUCAAUUUUACUUAAUUAGUGUUUUUCAGUUUUGUGGCCCGUCAAGUUGAAUGCGCRCGCACCUUUUAGAAAACGGUGUACUGAAGGGUUUUUUCAUGCUAGUUUAUGUUACCCUAAAGGAGCUAUGCUAGAAUGAAGCCCAUUAGUUUAAAGUGUCACGCACAACGAUUUCUCCUGCGAGUUGUUACGCAUAAGACAUUGCAGAUUGUCGUACAAGAGCUUUUUAACGUGUCCAUAAGCACGCGCAAUUUGUAUUUUUGACUUCCAAUUUUUGUUGCAGAAAAUUUUCCCGGCGUAAUAUGGUCUUUUUCUUGAAACCUGCGACGUCUUUUUUGCGAGACAAGAUGGACGAGAGAUCGCCGUGUGUAAUUGCCUUGAAAGUUCAAAUUAAGACUGGCGACUAACUCUUUUCUCGUGGAAUUGUGGGACUGAAAUUGGCAACGCAUGCGCAAAGCUUAUUAUUUUUGCCGAUCCCGAUAAUCCCAUGCGGAAAGACUUAUCAUCAGUUUGCUUUUAAUUUCUAAAAAGAGUACUUCGUGUUGAGGACAGAUUGGGCUCCAUGUGGGAUGCCUAAGAGUGAAAGACCUGUUUACCUUGGGUGUUAUGUUUUCCCAUUUCAGACAACGUGUCAUUUCCUAGAGAAAAUUAUUCUUUUUUACUCGUGCGUCUUCUGAUGCGUUACCGAUAAACAAAGUAAUGAUACUAUAGGUAAUGACACGUGGUCUGAAAUGGUAAAACAUAAGCCCAACGUAAACAGGACUAUCUUCUGGCAACAUACCAAAGUCUUGUCUCGCAAUCUUGUUGCACUUUGUAACGUAACAAAACAGCGUGACAGGUAGCAAGAAACUGCGUUGUUGAACUGCAUAAGCCCAGCAGUUAUAAAAACUGCAUAGCCUUUGAUACUUAAUCGCAUAUAUAAAUGCAUUAUCGCGAACUUAUUUGACACUUGGAUUUUUGACAAGUAUUGAAAUUCUGGGGGGUUGGCAAAAUCGAAUUAACGACAUUAAUUAAUUGAAUGAUUUAUAUGUAAUAUAUCAAUUUCGAAAUCAAUUCAUUAUAGGCUAUAAAUCCAUUAAUCAUUUAGAAUAAUUGUAAUUUCUGUUGACGAACUCAUGUUUAAGAAUCAAAUUUUUAGAUGUUUUUAUAUCUACAUUAUUUUGUUACAAAUUUUGAGGGAUUUUCUCUGGAUUGCUUGCGGCAUGGUACCGGCAAAACGAACGGCAAAACUAGAUGCAAAAACGAAAAGAAAAGUUCAAAACAAUAGACUAUUUCCGAAAUGGUGCUUCGCUUGUCAUGCACAAAGGUUUCAAUGAGAGGCUUCGUGCAUAAUGAACAGUAAUUCGUGUUUGUGAAAGGAGAUAAGAAUCCAUUUAAUUCGUACGUGUGUGACAAGCGAAGCAUAUCUCGGUAGUGGACUAUUUUGUCUCAAGUGUCAUGRAAAAAAAACCAAUACUUUAAAUGUCUUUUAAGAAUUUUCUAAAAGAUUUUUGCAUUUGGGUUAAGUUCGACGCAAUCCUGAGAAGAUUCAUUGGUUGUUUUACCAUUCUUUAUUAUUAUUUUCUAUUUAUUUAACUUUAGGACCAUUUCAAUUUUUAAUCAAGUCUGCAAUUAAUAUAUACAGUAUAAGCAGAUGUUUUGGCUCACACUCACACCAUCUUCAAGUGAUUUUGGAUGCAGUGCCCUGCUUAAUUUUACAAAAUUAAUGCAUGCAURCAAUACUACCCCGGUUCACACCAACUACGUCCUUCGUCGUUUGGCCGCCAUCUUUAAACAGGAUCAAUACUACCUUCCCGACGAAGAUUAGUUGAACAAGGUUUGAAACUUGUUUAGUUAGCAGUGUGCACAGUGCAGUGUGAACGAUCACUAGUUUGAUUAAACAACUUUUAAACAUUUUUCAAGGCGUGGUGUGAACGGGGUAUUAGUAGAUAUGAAUUAACCUGCGUUAUUGGGUCAAGGGGAGGAGUAGGGGAAAGAAAGGAGGUCCAUCCUCGCCCCAUCCCUCAUAUUUCCUUCCCCAACCGCCGUCCCUAAUGAUCUUGACUACGCAGAUUAGUUCAGUGUUAGUUAAAAUGAUUAUCAAACUGAAAAAAACAAAAUAGCUUUCAAAUUGAAGUCCAUUUUAUGUUUGUAGACUAUUAUUGCAUGCUGAACAUAGUACGGCCGUAGACAUAUAUUCUUUGUAGUCUGAUGUAAGGGGUUCUGGAACUUGAAUUCUCAACUAUCCAUGUAUAUUUCUAUAAAAACUUACAAUUCCAAACUUACCAAGAAGUAGAAUCCAGAAUCCAACACCGUUCCAGAUUUUCCUUUGCAUCAGACAAAUUUUGUUGUAAAACUACUGUAAAAAGGUAUUUUAAAAAAAGCUGUAAGGGGCGGGUAAAAGUUGAUGAUGCUGAAGUGAUUAUAAAAUUAUAGUUGGAAUUAUAUUACUUGAUACUAAA
Molecule: messenger RNA, 6202 nt
Organism: Actinia tenebrosa (Australian red waratah sea anemone)
Lineage: Eukaryota; Metazoa; Cnidaria; Anthozoa; Actiniaria; Actiniidae
Product: sodium- and chloride-dependent GABA transporter 1
Biological process (GO): sodium ion transmembrane transport; amino acid transport; nitrogen compound transport
Cellular component (GO): plasma membrane
Source: RefSeq, a predicted model, not a curated record